AUGAAUCCUCCCAGCAAUUUGGUUGAAUUUGCAAAAGAGCUCAUGCCCGCCGGGAUGAAAUUCUGCCCGACCGAUCAAGAGCUGAUAGCCCACUACCUCCACCGCAAGAUCACCGGCGGGCUGACCAGGUUCCAGACGGAGAUUGUGAAGGAGUGCGAUUUGUACGGGGAGGAGGAGCCGUGGCAGAUAUGGGAUAGGUUCAAGGCCGAGACGGUGGUGGAUAUGGAGCAGAACCUCUACUUCUUCACUCGGCUCAAGUCCAAGAGUACGAACGGGAAGAGGAUUCUCCGGCGGGUGGGGAAGAACGAAGGGACCUGGCACGGCGAGGAUGCCGGCUCGAAGAUCAAUUGCUGGUCCGAGGCCGAGGGCAAGAAUGUUUACCUCACAGGGUUCAAGAAGCGUUUCAAUUACAGGAACCUCAAGUCGGACCAGAACGGGCAGUGGAUUAUGCACGAGUUCAGUUUGAGCAACACCGAGUAUGUGAUCUGCCGGCUGAAGAAUAACAGGGCUGUUCCCGUUCCCUCCACGCCCUUGCUUCCGCUUCCUCCUGCUCCUCUGCAGCUUGAAGAUGUUCCCGAGAGGUCCAAUUCGCUGGGUGUUAGGAAUUUAGAUGUAAAUAGCUCUGUAGAAACUAAUCAGCUGCCCAAAGAUGAUGGGCGGAAGGAACAGAUUCUUGCGGAAAAGAGUGACCAAGCGACGGGGAGGGAUGGAAGUCAGCAGGCGAAGGAGAGUGAUCGAGAGGUGGAUGUUCAGAAGGAGGAGAAAGCUGCUGCUGCUGGUUCUCUGGCAAAACCCGGUAUGGAUAAUGGACAGGGUUGUGAAAAUCCAAAGAGAAUUGAUGGAGAAACGGAUGAGCAGAAGAAGGGAAAGGCUGCUCCUGCUCAGGCAAAGAAUGAUGGGGAAAAGAGUCCCCAAUGCAAGGGUGGUGAUGACUUUGAUAAGGCCAAGAAGAGUGACCACAGAGAACUAAAUGAGCAGAAGAAAAAGGAGAAAGCUGCUUCUGUUGAAGGGAAUGAGCGGAGUGAUGGCGGAAAGAAAGAGCAGAAGAAGAAGAAGAGGGUGGGUGGUAGACUGUUAAAGAAAGUGGACCAAGUAUUCGAGGCCUCGCCCAAGGCAGGGAAGCGACCAAGAGUAGAGGAAGAAGGUCCAGGGGAAGAUGAAGCCACUUGUUCUAGCAAAGAUAAGAAGGCACGAGGCCAGAUGGACUUGCUAAUGGAGGUUCUGGGGAUAGAAUUUUGA
Molecule: messenger RNA, 1239 nt
Organism: Linum tenue
Lineage: Eukaryota; Viridiplantae; Streptophyta; Magnoliopsida; Malpighiales; Linaceae
Source: the annotation of a GenBank genome assembly